CAACAACCUCACGACGACAAUCGACUCGACGUAUCAGCAAAAAUGGCCCCACGUUCAUACUCCAAGACCUACAAGGUCCCACGUCGUCCCUUCGAGAGUGCUCGUUUGGACUCCGAAUUGAAGAUUGUCGGAGAGUAUGGUCUCCGCAACAAGCGUGAGGUCUGGCGUGUCCAGUUGACUCUCUCCAAGAUUCGUCGUGCUGCCCGUCAAUUGCUCACCCUUGACGAGAAGGACCCAAAGAGACUUUUCGAAGGUAACGCCCUCAUUCGUCGUCUUGUCCGUGUCGGUGUCCUCGACGAGUCCCGCAUGAAGCUCGAUUACGUUUUGGCCUUGAAGAUCGAGGAUUUCAUGGAGCGUCGUCUUCAAACCUGUGUCUACAAGCUCGGUCUUGCCAAGUCCAUCCAUCACGCUCGUGUCCUCAUCCGUCAAAGACACAUCCGUGUUGGUAAGCAAAUUGUCAACGUUCCAUCCUUCGUUGUCCGUCUCGACUCCCAAAAGCACAUCGACUUCGCAUUGAGCUCGCCAUUCGGAGGUGGACGCCCAGGUCGUGUCCGCAGAAAGAAGGCCAAGGCUUCCGAGAAGAAGGACGAUGAUGCCGAGGAAGAGGAUGAGGAAUAGAGGAACAUUUUGAUACCAAAAUAUUUCCUAUCUACAUCAUGAGGGUUACACUUUAGCAGGGGUUAGGGCCGGUUACGCAUGUAAAGCAGACAUCUCAGCGUCGAGCUACAAAAUAAAAGCCGUAUUCCAUGAUGAAUUAUUAAUGAUCACUUUUUUAAUGACUUUGUUGUUCCCAGAAUAUGUCAUUAAAAGAAUAAUCUGUGACUUGAUCGAAGAAUCAAUAUCGGUAUGCGUUCAACAAC
Molecule: messenger RNA, 860 nt
Organism: Botrytis fragariae
Lineage: Eukaryota; Fungi; Ascomycota; Leotiomycetes; Helotiales; Sclerotiniaceae
Product: putative 40s ribosomal protein s9 protein
Exons: 5
Coding region: 43-618 (191 amino acids)
Biological process (GO): translation; positive regulation of translational fidelity
Cellular component (GO): cytosolic small ribosomal subunit
Molecular function (GO): rRNA binding; structural constituent of ribosome
Source: RefSeq, a predicted model, not a curated record